Caenorhabditis elegans is the source of this 877-nucleotide messenger RNA. It is a transcript of the gene srg-48, whose product is annotated as Serpentine receptor class gamma. The record is from RefSeq and is marked reviewed. Gene Ontology annotation, cellular component: membrane. The transcript is spliced from 3 exons. The coding region runs from base 1 to 828 and encodes 275 amino acids. Gene Ontology annotation, molecular function: transmembrane signaling receptor activity. Gene Ontology annotation, biological process: sensory perception of chemical stimulus. Lineage: Eukaryota; Metazoa; Nematoda; Chromadorea; Rhabditida; Rhabditidae.
AUGCAACUCAUUGGAAAAAUCUGGUUAUGUUAUGGAAUUAUAUCGAUUGUUUUAACCGCUUUUCUUGUCAUAAUUAUAACAACAAGUCAUCUGUUUCAACAAUCCUUCUAUCGUUUAAUUGCAAUUCAUCUGGUCAUUGUCAUCAUCAGCUGGAUUAAUUCAUGGACAAGUCGAAUUGUGUACACUCGUGACUAUUCAUUUUUUGCAAAAGCUCUCUUUGGUCAUUCUCCAGAACUAUUCAAUUUCUUCAUGUUUUGCGGGCUGGCAUUUCUUCAUCUUCAGUCAUGUAGUUCAAUUGUGAUUUGCAUAAACAAAUUGAGAACCGCCAAUCCGGAAAAGUUCGAGAAAAGAAAUCAAUUCUGGAAUCGCUGGUGCCUUCUGAUUUACGGUGUGCUUCUGGCCUUGUCAUGCUUGGCUGCGAAAUAUUUGGCAGUGCUUCCAACUGUUCAUUUUUGGAAGGACACAGGAAAAUUUGAAUUUUCAGUGUUGAGCUUGGGUGACGCAAUCAUCAAUAUUUUUCUUGUUGCUGUAUUUCUAAUUUUGUACAUUUUGAUCGGUCUCAUUUGUGGAUUGAUUGCCAUUUGCAAAAUCAGAAAACAUAAGAAAGAUCACGAAGAUCACGUUCCCUCAUCAGUUGUAACUGUCUCUUAUACAUUCUUUCGAGUGUUCUGCCUGGCUCUGCUACUUGCAUCGUUCUUCAUGCAAAUUGAAAACUUCACCGUUCAAUUCAUGUUCACUAUUUUCGACUUUAUGUCAUUCUCGUUGACCUUCAUUCUUCUUUUCUUUGAUGACAAUUUCAAAAUGGCUCUGAAAGGAUCAAUUAAGUGAAACAAAGAAUGUUGAAUGUUUAUUGUUGAACUAAAUGUCUGUUAAAAUA